Columba livia (rock pigeon) is the source of this 4628-nucleotide messenger RNA. It is a transcript of the gene LAMP3, whose product is annotated as lysosomal associated membrane protein 3. Gene Ontology annotation, cellular component: plasma membrane; late endosome membrane; lysosomal membrane. The transcript is spliced from 7 exons. The record is from RefSeq and is a predicted model, not a curated record. Bases 353 to 1675 code for a protein of 440 amino acids. Gene Ontology annotation, biological process: establishment of protein localization to organelle. Lineage: Eukaryota; Metazoa; Chordata; Aves; Columbiformes; Columbidae.
UCCCUUCUCUGCCUUAACAUAAAGAGUUUGGCUCUAAAGAAAGUACUUUUUUAAAACCCAUAGGGGAAAGCACUGAUUUACAGGUGUUAACCCUCCACUGGGGUACAGCUGCAGUCUUUACCAGAUUAUCAAAACUGGAGUGAGGAGCAUGAAGCUUUACAUGGCUUUGCAGAGCCCCAGUGCACAGACAAGAAGCAUCGGUCUCCUGCUCUCUCUCCACCUCCUUUCCACCCAUGUGACUGAGCACUCCCUGUAUCAAGUGAAAGUUUUCAGUCCCUGGGAUACCUUGAUUUCCUUUCCAUCCACUCCACGGUGAGAAACAGCGUCUCUCAGACCUGCAGCUGCGCUGGCCAUGGGGAGGAAUGCACAACAGUUCAUCCUGCUAACCUUCGCCUCUGCAUUUUUCUCCUGCUUUGCUGAAGUGACCCUGGGGACUGAACUGUCUCCAGGAGCCACAUCCUUCCACCAUACGACUACCUCUGCUCAGCCACUUUCCUUUAAUCAUUCUUCAAGCCAUCAAGACACCACAGCUCAUUUUAACAGCACUGGCUCUCCUAAAACAACACCCAUAAGCCAUAGCACGGCUGUGCAGACAACAGACCAGAGUCAGGUAACAACAGGACCAGGCCAUCACACAACGGCCCAGGCAGGAGAGACCACCAUACAAGUGACCAGCCAGAAAUCUCCCACAGUGUUAUCCACAACGUCAGCAGACAACACAACUGCAGCUGGCCCGGCUACAACCCAGGCAAUGGAAAUGGUUACAGCUGCAGUGAAGAGCACAACCGUACACUUUAUAUCUUCAACCAAGCAAGGCAGAACACAUGUGAGCACAGAAAUGACAGCAACAGCCACAAAUUCAACCAUAAAACAUACACCACCAAAUACGCAAAUGACAUCCGCUGCCGUAACUGCUACAACCACCACCAUGGAAACUGGAAAGCCCACCACAGGGUCAGGAAAUCUAACAACCUUGCCUAAAAGUCUAACAGCCACAACCACGACCAACACAACAACUAUUCAUCCAGAGACUCAAACAACCAUCCCAUCUACUACAAGGACAGUGAGACCCACUCUUGCACCGCAUCCUUCUCCUAUCCCAACUGGCACAUACACUGUUUCCAAUGGGAACCAGACAUGCAUCAAAGCAGUCAUGGGUUUGCAACUGAUGGCUCAAAAUACACAGAAGCAGAUGGAGUAUGUGGCUGUAAACCCCAACGAGACGCAGACAUCUGGCAGCUGUGGGACCACACAGGCUGAGCUGAACAUAACUUUCAGUGGAGGGUUUAUAAACUUCACCUUUGUAAAGCAAGAUCCAGUGUACUAUGUCAGUAAAACUGAAGCCAGAUUGGAGUUAUCUUCUGGAGGUAUGCUUUACUACGCAGCCAUAAAUGAGAAGCUGUUUACAACAAAGCUGGGGAAUUCCUUUAAGUGUGCGAGCAAGCAAACCUUCAGCUUGGAGAAGAACUUCCAGAUACUCUUUGUUAACGUGCAGCUGCAGGCGUUUGAUAUUGCCGGUAACCAGUUUGGAAAAGAAGAAGAAUGUUUUCCUGAUAAAAAGAGCAAAGCAGCUCCCGUCGCAGUGGGCCUGAGCAUCCUGGGACUGUUUGUCAUCGUGUUUGUCACAUUCCUGAUUUCCAGAAGAAAGCCGCACAGAGGAUAUCAACGCAUCUGAGUAAUCUGUGUAGCAAGAAGAGAAGUCACAGGAGUUUUAACUUCUACCUGGCAAUCUCACUGCCCUGAAGCCAUAUUUUUAAGUGGGAUGACACCCUGUGUUUAAACCUGAUUAAUAUUUCUGGAAGAGAUUUCUUUAAGUUGGGAAGGAGAGAACUCACACCAUCUACUUUAGGCUAUUCUUGGCACCUAAUUUAGGUGUAGUCCAGAGGACCAAGUUUGAGGAGCUUAUAUUCUUUAUAUUAUCAACAAAGGAUGCAAUUCAGACCACCUAAAUCAGAUGCCUCAAAAUAGCUUAAAGCAAGCAGUAUCACUGUUCCCUGGAAAAUCCAUUAGGUAUCUUAAAGAUGGUGUUUAGAUUUAUUAAAAUAGAUGAGUCCAGCGACACGACCUUCAGGUGAAUAAACCAGAGGUCCACAGCUACAGACAACCCUGUUAAGUGAGAGCUCAGUGAAAGCCUUGUGGGAACAUUGUGCAUGCUAAAGUCUAAGGGCAACUGUUAGUAUGAUUUCCAUAGAUAAGCAAGUUCCUCCCAGUACUGUAAAUAUCACGGCUACUUUUCGUAAGUUGGUAAUAUGUAGUAAUAUGUGACUCUUACUCCAGAGAAAGUAUUUUUAGAAACUUUUCUAGGUACCAUGUUCAUGGAAAUCCACUGGCACUGUAUGCUCAAGGCUUCUGUGGGAAAUAAAAGCUUGCACAGGCCUUGGACAAACUCUCUGCCCCAAAGCAAAUGCUACCCAGUGAGCUCACAGCUGAGCAGCUGGAUUGGCAUCUGGAAAUAAUUUGGAGCUGCUUUGAAGCACGUUAAUUGUAACACUCUGUAGUCUGCUUCCGGCUCAGCCAAUGAUGAAGGCAUGAAAGUAGUAAUUGCUUUGGAGAUUCAAUUCAGCUAAUGUUAUUUGUUGUAACAAGAAAAAUCUCCUUGUCACAAAAGAUUGACAAAGCUCAACAAUUGCACAAAUGUGCACAUACAGACACACAUGCACGCACCACAUACAAAUCUGUUCAGUGCAGCAAACAACCUCAAAAUUAUAAGAAAUUAUAUAUAAAAACAUUUAUAAAAAAAAGAAAAUAAUAUUAAAUAAGAGCACACUUCCUUCUUAGGACUUGGGGUAAUGGCUUAAAUUCUACCAAUAAAGUUUUGUCUGGAAAAAGAUUGGAAUGGCACUCAUUGAACAAAAGAAACGCUGAAGUAAUCUCCAAAAAUUCCUUGUUGUUAAUAUGCUAAACAAAACAGAAAUACUGGGAGAUAAUUUCUAUUAAUAAUGGCCCAAUCAUGAGCAUUUAUUAAUGAUGAUGGAGCCUCAUUGGAUUUUCACUGGGUAAAACUGAUGACAAUGUCUUGUGAGUUACAUUUCCCUUAAGUAUUUUAAAAAUAAUUUUGAUGUUUUACUAGUUGGGAGUUUACUCAUCUAAAUUAAGAAGGAAAAUAAAUCCUUCCAUUCCAUUAAUUACUAGAACAUGCUGGUCUGUGUAGAGCAGGAAUCUUGGUCAUACUGUUCCAUAAUCACCAUAAUAUGUAGCUAUGGAAGUAAUUAACAGUCCCCAGAAAUUUUCCCUUUGAGUCUGAACGAAACAAUAAAAAAGAGAAAAAUCAAGACAUUUUCGUGGCUCUUUUGCACUUGGAGAAGCAUAAGACAGAAGUCAGAACCAGCUGUGCACAAGGGAGACAGUUCAGUACAACUAUAAGAUAAAGUAGCACAAGAAACAGAAUAUCAAACUUUCAAAGCUUUAACAUAGAUACAGUGCUUUGAACUGUAUUCAGCUGAAUAUUCAAAUUGAAAUUUGAUUGUUUCAACUAUUAUUUUGCAAAAGGCUCCAGCACUGUUAAUAUUGCUUAGUGAACUGUAUUUAGCUUAUUUUCACCCUUCCUCCUCCCCCCAUCAGUGGCCAGGACGCUGCUGAACGCAGGGACAUCGGUCAGGCCCUUGGCUUAAUAGAGUCACUCUAGUCCUAGGGUUAGUUAAUACCAUGAAUCUGUUGUUUAGAAAGCAGGUUUUUAUACUCAAUUAAAGCAUUUCCUUUUUUAAAAACAGGAGAAUUGAUGAAUUGAUGAGGUGUCCAGCAGAAAAGGUAAAUAUAUGGAAGAGAUUCCAUUUGAAAAUGAACCUGUGUUUCAAAAACAAACACUGCCUAAAAAGCUCAGCACUGCACAUGAUCUGACUCAAAGCCAUUCCAACUAGUGAUUAAUAGACAUCUUUCCCAUUCAAAAUUAAGUCCUAUUAUUUAACAUGUUCUUUGGAUUGUUGGGUUGCACACACCCAAUGUAGACACAAGGGCAUCCCAUGAGCAUGAUGAUAUCAUACUUAGCAAGAUCAGCAAGGAGUUUGUAAAGCAGGAUUUAAUUUCUUUCAGUCCUUUUUGCUCUCUGAUAGACAAAGUCCAAAUUAAGAAACAGCUGUUAAUUCUGGUUGAAAGAGGAAGGGAGAUGUAGAUUAGCUUCUUGAGUGUAUGGAGAUGGUUUGGUUGAUCACUUCGGCUUGCUAUAAUAUAUGGUUGCUAAAAAAUAAUUUGCUAUGAGAAGUAAGUUAUGCUUUUUAUUUUUCUAUUACUGGUAUUUCUAUAACAAAAGUUGUAUUUAGUCAUUAAAGUGUGCAUUGCUAUGCAUUUAUUAUAUUCCUCAAGUGCUGUCUCACCUAAACUUUUAAAAUCCAAGUACAAUCUAACAAACAGGCAGGCUACUAUAGGCUUUGGACACAAGCCACAGGCACAGAUAUACUUGUAUCCUAACCAUAUUGGUGAUUAUUUCUUCUGUGGCUUGGGCAGCUCAACUGACAUUUCUAUCUUUGUUUCAACAGAAUUACCAAAAAAAUAAAGGGGGUGUUGAAAAGAUUAUGUGAUUUGAUGUUAAUCUCCACACAACUUCCAGAAUAUCUGAAUUCACCAUGUUUCUUUAUAUGACUAAAUGUCUUUUUGUUUUCUAUUGGUGCAAUAAACACAGACCAUAACUCAUA